Cetraspora pellucida is the source of this 4699-nucleotide messenger RNA. The record is from the annotation of a GenBank genome assembly. Lineage: Eukaryota; Fungi; Glomeromycota; Glomeromycetes; Diversisporales; Gigasporaceae.
AUGUCCCGACCUUCAACUAUCGAAAUUCAAUCCAUUCGUGAUGGUAAAGCUUCAAUAGAACACCAAAUAGAUAUUCAUGUAAAUGAUCUUUUUGGUGUUAAAGAAAGUCGUCAAUUAUUAUCUCUUGAAAAUGUGUUGGCCGGAUUACAAUAUGUUAUGAACUAUCACCUUAAAGGCGGUAGACUUCCAAACUUAGAUUUCGAAAUAAUGAAGCGUUUAUGUGAAGGAUUAUUAUUAAACAUGUCCUAUAUGGAGGGUGGACUAUUAAAGCGAAAGAUGACUCCGGAGGCUAAUCGAGCUUUCAUCCUCUUUGGAGAAUUCAUGGAAGAAGUGGAAGAAUUUCGUCAAGCUGUUCGUGAAAAAAGUGUUUCUGAUCUUUAUCACGCUUUUAAACUACAUCGUCGUUGUAAAGAUGUUGAUCCAACAGUCAAACAAUCUGUAGUUGCCAUAAUAUAUAUGCUAACAAAUUGGUUUCCUCAGUUUUCGGAUUGGCGUGAAUUGGUAAAAGAUGAUGAACAAGGUGAUGUUGAAAAAUUAAUCAGAGAGUUCACGGAUGUAAUUAAGAAACCUAGAAUGCCAUCACUUCAGGGUGUUGCAUUACCCCCUCCAUCCUUAUAUUUUGAUCGUGAUGUGACCCGAGUAUUGAAAAUGUUUCGUACUUCAUUAACGGAUGGCUUACCCUCAACCGAAAUACCAAUACUACUGAAGCACUAUGGAUCUAAUCAAUUACCUAAACCACCAAAAACUUCCAUCCUUAGUAUGAUACUUAAUCAAUUAAAAGAUUUUAUGGUACUAAUAUUGAUAGCUGCUGCAAUUGUUACUGCGGCAUUAGGUGAUUUUAAGGACAUGGGUAUCUUGUUGUUUGUUAUCGUUCUUAAUACUAUAAUCGGAUUUACACAAGAAUAUAAAGCAACAAAAGCUUUAGAAGCUUUACAAAAACUAUCUGUUCCAAAAGCUCAAGUAGUACGUGAUGGUCAACAAAUGAUUAUUGAUUCCUCACAACUUGUUCCAGGUGAUAUAGUUAUUCUUGAAGAAGGUGAUGCAGUUCCUGCUGAUGUACGUAUUGUAGAAAGCUCACAUUUGGAAGUUAUCGAAUCAAUAUUGACCGGAGAAAGUCUUCCAGUCAACAAAAAUACUAAAAAAAUUUGGACAGCGACAAGGAAUCAUCCAUUGGGUGAAUGCAAGGGAAAUUCAUUCAUGUCAACUACAAUAGCCAGAGGUCGUGGUAAAGGAAUUGUGGUUAGAACUGGAAGUGACACUGAGAUUGGGAAAAUUAGUGCUGCUAUAACUUCAGUUAAACAAGUAAAAACUCCAAUCCAACGUAAAUUGUCAAAAUUAGGGAAAUGGCUUGUUUUACUUGCUUUUGUUUUGUGCAUUCUUGUUGUUAUAAUAGGAAUUGCAUAUAAACAUAAUGUAAUAACAAUGGUUUUUAUUGGUAUAAGUUUGGCCGUCUCUGUUAUUCCGGAAGGUCUAGUGGCUGUUACAACUGUAACAAUGGCUAUCGGUGUACGUCGAAUGGCAAAGCGUAGUGCAAUAGUAAGAACUUUACCGGCUGUAGAAACACUUGGUAGUGUUACAGUUAUUUGCUCUGAUAAAACAGGUACUCUUACCGAAGGAAAAAUGGGUCCAAUAGAAUUAUGGACUGCUAAUGAUUCAUUAUACACCUUCACAAAACCAACUUCUAUGGAUCCAAAUGAAGGUGAUAUUUUAUUGCUUUCUUUAAAGCAUAAUCAAAAAGCUUUUGAAUUACAUGAUGACUCAAUACAAUCACAAAAAUCGGAUAAAAUGGUUUACAAUGCAUUGAAUCCUAAAGAAAUUCCAAAAAAUCCACAAAACUUGCAACCACAUUUAAUGACUGCAUUAAUGAUUUCAUGUCUUUGUAAUAAUUCUUCUGUUACCAAAGAAAGUGAUAAUGAAUGGAAAGGUGUUGGUGAUCCAACAGAGGUAGGACUGUUACUUGCGGCACAAAAAGGUGGACUAUCAAAGGAUUACUGGGAGAAAGAUUGUGGAUUCGUUAAAAUCCAUGAAAAGGCAUUUGAUAGUGAACGUAAAAUCAUGAGUACUGUUCACAAUAUUGAAGAUACUACAUCAUUAGGACAUUCAAAACCAACAAAACUAGUACUUGUUAAAGGAGCACCAGAGGAAUUACUUCGAAAAUGUACACAUCAUCUACCAGAAGUUGAAUCAACAGAAAUAGAUUUUACAUUUGAUAUAAUUUUUGGAGAAAAAGAAGGAUGUCAACCAAAGGAAUUAUCAGAUAAAUUUAUUGAUAUUGUUUCGGAACAAAGUUCAAGAAUGGCAUCGCGAGGAUUACGAAUUCUUGGAUUAGCUUUUAAAAUUAUUUACGAUGAUACAUCUUCAUCGUCUAUAUCUUCUCAUUAUUCUGAGAAUAAUCAGGACAUACCAACAGUUAAUCCUUUAUUCGAUGAAACAGAUUUAACAUUUGUCGGUUUAAUCGGACUAAUAGAUCCACCUAAAAAAGCAGUUAAAGAGUCCAUUCGUAAAUGUAAAGAGGCUGGAAUUCAAGUUAUAAUGAUAACUGGUGAUCAUAUAGCUACAGCCACAGCAAUAGCUAAAGACAUUGGCAUUAUCGAACCAGGAGAUCCGAAUAAGAAUUUGGCAAUUCUUGGAGCUGAAUUUGAUCUACUUUCCGAACAAGCAAUAAAAGAAUUGAAUCCAUUUCCUAGUGUUUUUGCACGCGUUAGUCCUGAUAACAAACUUAAGAUCGUCCAAGCCUUACAAAGCCUUGGAAAUUCAGUAGCCAUGACUGGUGACGGAGUUAAUGAUGCACCAGCAAUUAAAGCAUCGGAUAUAGGAAUUGCCAUGGGAGUAAGCGGCACGGAAAUAACGAAACAAGCAGCAGAUAUUGUUCUAGCAAAUGAUGAUUUUUCUACAAUUGUUAUAGCAGUAGAAGAAGGCAGACACGUGUUUGACAAUAUUCUUAAAUUCAUUGUAUAUCUAUUAAGUUGUAAUGGAGCAGAAAUAAUAUUGAUGUUUAUAUGUGCGAUUAUUAAUACGGAAUUACCAUUUACAACUAUAAUGAUUUUAUUUGCAAAUAUAAUUGAGCCAGCAGAAGGGGAUUUAAUGAGACGUAAACCAAGAGAUCCAAAUUCAGGUGUACUUAACGUUUACACGACCUCUAUCUUAUUAAUGCAAGCAACAGUAAUGGCAUUAGCAACAUUUGGAGUAUACAAAAUUGGAUUAUCAAUAGAAAAUUUGGAUAUAAAAGAUGCACAAUCUUUGGCAUUUGCUACGUUAAUUACAAUGCAAUUGUUUCAAGGUUUCUUAUCUAGAACUUUAAAUGAAAGCUUUUUUAGAACACCUUUAUUUGGAAAUAAGUGGAUGAUAAUAGGAGUUUUUGGAUCAUUUGCCGCAUUAGUUAUUGGUAUAUAUAUUCCAGGAAUAAAUGAUUGGUUUUCACUAAAUCCAGUUCCAAUAUUAGGAUGGGUAAAAAUAGCAAUAUGUCUUAUAGUACUAAUAGUAUUUAGUGAGAUUGGAAAAAUCUUCAUUAGAGCAAAUCGAUCGUACUUUGAAUAUGAAAUCUCUAAUAUCUCUCAGCUAAUUCAUGCGAUUUAUGGACCCCCGUUCGCUCAUGAAUUUCGUUCUAAACAACUUUGGCAUUUGGUCAUUAAACCGCUGAAAGAUUAUUGUGUUAUAUACUUGGAGCAAGUAUCCACUCCAAAUGCAAAACAAUGUGAUGAAUUUAUGGCAAAACUUUCAAUGUGUAAUCAUAAAAUUCAUGUUAGAAGGUCGGAUGGCACUGAAAUUUUGCCGAUUAAUAAUUUAAGUAACAAAAAAGAUACUUAUAAAGUAUUCAGAAGAUCCUGUCUGAAAGAUUCUUCAAUAAUAAUCGGUAUUGAGAUGCUAAAACCUGAAUUCAGUCAAAACCCUUCUACCGCCUUCUCCUCAACCACUCCAUCUUCGUUCAACAACACAGCAAAACAAAUUUCUCCUUCAAAAAUAAAGACCAUCUGGACCGAAGAAUUGCACAAUCCUACGACUGCCGAUGUUAGAUUUGUUGUUGGUGAUCAUGAAUUAUUCGCAAGUAGUUCUAUCCUUGCAAAAAGAUCUAAAUGUUUUAAAGAUAUAUUUGAUGAAAUGAAACGUGAUACAAAAUGUGAAAUUAAUGAAAAACUCGGCAUUCGUGAAAAAGGAAAAUCCGGUAUUGGUGAAAAUGAUGAGAAACUUUCCAUUCCGGAUGAUGAAGAAAGCUGGUCUUCUUUUGAUGACACUCUUUCAAUAGCCUCUACAACUUCUUCCAAUGAAACCUUAUUCACUUCUUCCUCUAAACCUUCCUCCUUUAAAUCCCGUGAUUCCCGUGAUUUCUGUUAUGAAUUAGUAAUCUCGGAUUUUCCAUAUCAUUCUGUUCUCCAAAUGCUUCAAUUCUUAUACACCGAUGAUUUACCUUUCACUGAUAAAGUUUCUUCUAACCAAUUUUCUUCUUUCCCCUUCUCCGAUGAAAUUUAUUCACUAUAUGGUAUUGCUGAUAAAUACCAAAUAAUUGACCUAAAAUUCCAUCUCAAAAAACUUAUUCUCUGUAAUCUUAAAUUGGAAACUUGUGCUGAAAUGUUAUUCAAACACGUUUGGAAAUGGCCUGAAUUAAAACGUGUAGUUAUGCCAUUUGUUGUAAAAUACUUUGCAAAAAUUAAGUGUACGCAAGGUUAUUUAAAUAUAGUAGAAAAAUGUAAAUGUGGUGAAG